Molecule: messenger RNA, 1790 nt
Organism: Herpailurus yagouaroundi (jaguarundi)
Lineage: Eukaryota; Metazoa; Chordata; Mammalia; Carnivora; Felidae
Gene: SNAI1
Product: snail family transcriptional repressor 1
Exons: 3
Coding region: 190-993 (267 amino acids)
Biological process (GO): regulation of DNA-templated transcription
Molecular function (GO): DNA-binding transcription repressor activity, RNA polymerase II-specific; RNA polymerase II cis-regulatory region sequence-specific DNA binding
Source: RefSeq, a predicted model, not a curated record
GAAGGCGCGCCUCGAUUGGCGCCGAGGUGACAAAGGGGCGUGGCAUCCUUCGACCACGCCCCUCCAGAGGCUGGAGUACUUAAAGGAGUUGGCGGCGCGUCUCCACUCAGAGCGCAGCGGCACGGCCUCGCGGGUGGAGUGCCUCGCGACCCCUGUGCGAACCGGCGACCCCCGGCUGCUUUGGCCACCAUGCCGCGCUCUUUCCUCGUCAGGAAGUCCGCCUGCUCCCGCCGGAGGCCCAACUACAGCGAGCUGCACGACUCUUCUCCAGAGUUUACCUUCCAGCAGCCCUACGACCAGGCCCACCUGCUGGCGGCCAUCCCGCCUCCCGAGGUCCUCAACCCCACGGCCUCUCUGCCCACGCUCAUCUGGGACUCUCUCCUGGCGCCCCAAGCCCAGCCCAUCGGCUGGGCCGCCCUUCUGCCCCAGGAGGUCCCCAAGGCUGCGGAGCUGACCUCCCUGUCGGACGACGACAGCGGGAAAGGCUCGCAGCCGCCCAGCCCCCCCUCGCCGGCCCCUUCGUCCUUCUCCUCCACCUCGGCCUCUUCCCUGGAGGCCGAGGGUUACGUUGCCUUCCCAGGCCUGGGCCGGUUGCCCGCGCAGCUGGCCGGGCUCUCCGUGGCCAAGGACUCCCAGACUCGCAAGGCCUUCAGCUGCAAGUACUGCAACAAGGAAUACCUCAGCCUGGGCGCCCUCAAGAUGCACAUCCGCAGCCACACGCUGCCCUGCGUCUGCGGCACCUGCGGGAAGGCCUUCUCCAGGCCCUGGCUGCUGCAGGGCCACGUGCGGACCCACACCGGAGAGAAGCCCUUUUCCUGCUCCCACUGCAGCCGAGCCUUCGCCGACCGCUCCAACCUUCGGGCCCACCUCCAGACCCACUCGGAUGUCAAGAAGUAUCAGUGCAAGACCUGCUCCCGAACCUUUUCCCGCAUGUCCCUGCUGCACAAGCACCAAGAGUCAGGCUGCUCGGGGGGCCCCCGAGCCCCCCGCUGACCCUCAAAGCUCCUUCUGCCUCUCCAGACCCUCCCCCGGCCAUUGCGGCCUCCAUGCUUCCAACUGCCACGGAAUUCCCUUCUGAGCUCCCCCUUUUGGCUGCGUUUGCCCCGCAGGACUCUGAGGACCUUUUUCCAGUUCUCUCUGCCCUGGUGCCUCGGUGGGCUCUGAGAGAGGCCUUCCCGUGGACGUUUCUGUGAACGGCUGGUGGGGAGGGUGGCGUGCAGCCAAGCGUUCUGGAGUUGGCCUCUCUGUGUGGGUUUGUGUAUCCAAAGGUGUUUGGAUACAGCUGCUUUGAGCUCCGGGACAAAAGCAGACAGACUGAUAGGAAGCUCCCCCCACUCAGGGGAACCCACUCCUCCCCCACCCGGAACCCUCAGGCCACCCCUCCAGGAGGUGUGACUAACCGCGCAGGUUCACCCCCAGGGCCUGUGGGGGCGGUCACUGACACAAGGACUGGUCUGGACCCCAGGUUGCCCCCGGGCCUGGGCAGCUAUUUCAGCCUCCUGUUUGUCAUGGUGGCACCUGUUUCAUGGGCAAUUUAACAACGUCUCAAAAGAGACUGUGAGUAAUUGCUGUCACUUGUUGGGGGCCCGAGUGGGGUGCUUCAGCCUGACCGAUGUGUCUCCCAGAACUAUUUUUGGGGUCUGACAGGUGGGCCUGGGAGGAAGAUGUUUACAUUUUUAAAGGUACACUGGUAUUUAUAUUGCAAGCAACAUUUUGUACUAAGGAAACGUUUUGUAUAGUUAUAUGUACAGUUUAUUGAUAUUCAAUAAAGUGGUUAAUUUAUGUAUUAA